Neodiprion virginianus is the source of this 4931-nucleotide messenger RNA. It is a transcript of the gene Calx, whose product is annotated as sodium/calcium exchanger 1. Bases 237 to 2858 code for a protein of 873 amino acids. Gene Ontology annotation, cellular component: sarcolemma; postsynapse; axon. NCBI's taxonomy places the organism in Eukaryota, Metazoa, Arthropoda, Insecta, Hymenoptera, Diprionidae. Gene Ontology annotation, biological process: sodium ion transmembrane transport; calcium ion import across plasma membrane; cell communication. The record is from RefSeq and is a predicted model, not a curated record. Gene Ontology annotation, molecular function: calcium:sodium antiporter activity. The transcript is spliced from 9 exons.
AGUACGCGACCGAGCGCGAUUCAGGUCUCGACUACGUCAGUCCGUGAUGAACCGAAUAACACGCAACUUUUUGGGGAGCGUCCGUAAAUAGCUGAUAAUAGACUGUCGAUAAACGUCUUGGGUGUUUGUUUCGCUACUCAACCCCUGUCUUAUAUUUUUGUCAGUUAUUUUUCUUCACUUUGUUGUUUAUAUCUCUGUUUAUCCUAAACUGUCAGUGUGAAUUUCGGUUUUUAAGAAUGCCAGGAAAUUAUUCGGCUCGGUGUGAACCGGGGCUGGUAAUACCAGUGUGGACACCAGUAGAUAACUUAGAGCUGAUUGACAUCGUCCUAAGGGGCUCGGUGUAUUUCUUUUUACUUAUGUACUUAUUCAUUGGAGUUUCAAUAGUAAGCGAUCGUUUUAUGGCAGCUAUCGAAGUGAUUACUUCGAAAGAAAAGGAGUUGGUAGUUCGCAGACAGGGCAGAGAACCACAGAUAGUUGUAGUGCGAGUGUGGAACGAGACCGUGGCUAACUUGACAUUAAUGGCAUUGGGUAGUAGCGCACCGGAAAUCUUAUUGUCCAUUAUCGAAAUUUGGGCAAAAAAUUUCCAAGCGGGAGAACUUGGGCCUGGGACAAUAGUCGGAUCCGCUGCCUAUAAUCUUUUCGUCAUUAUAUCUCUUUGUGUCUUUGUCAUACCAGAAGGAGAGACGCGGAAAAUAAAGCACUUGAGAGUUUUCUUCGUCACCGCGACUUGGAGCAUAUUUGCGUAUGUUUGGCUCUACAUCAUCCUCGCAGUGUCUAGUCCCGGCGUUCUCGAGGUUUGGGAGGGAAUCCUGACGUUCUCUUUCUUCCCAGCUACUGUCCUAACGGCUUACGUUGCCGAUCAGCGUCUACUAAUCUACAAAUACUUGCACAAAGGUUACCGCAUGAACAAGCGAGGUGUCAUCGUCCAGGGCGAAGCAGCCGACUCAGGCAGAGGGACAGAACUUGAGAUAAAAACACGGAAUAAUGGUAUCAGCUGUGAAGAUAUCGAUAGUGAUUCACCGGAAGCUCGGGAGUUCGAACAAACGCGUCGUGACUAUAUACAAACUUUACGAGAACUCCGCAAGCAACAUCCUACUUUGUCAUUGGAACAGCUAGAGGUAAUGGCCCAUGAAGAGGUGCUCGGAAAGGGGCCAAAAAGCCGCGCUUUUUAUCGGGUUCAAGCGACUAGGAAGAUGGUUGGAGCUGGAAAUCUUAGCAGAAAAAUAAGCGAGCGUGCUCAGAGUGAUCUUAGUGAAGUCAAGGCGGAAUUGCAGCGUGCAGAGGCCGAAAGCAUCGAUAUUGACGCAGUGAAUGCUAUGCGUGUCUUUUUCGAUCCAUGCCACUAUACGGUUAUGGAAAACGUUGGGAGCUUUGAGGUUGGCGUGACUAGGGCUGGUGGUGAUCUAUGUCAGGGAUGCACCGUUGAUUACUGCACUGAAGACGGUUCAGCUGAGGCUGGUUCCGAUUACGUAAGUACCAGCGGGACGCUAAUUUUCGCACCCGGUGAGACAAGGAAGACCAUUCAACUUUCGGUCAUCGACGACGAGCUGUUCGAAGAGGAUGAGCAUUUUUACGUCAGACUUAAUAACUGCAGUCAACCUGCAACGCUUUCGUCGCCGAGCUUGGCGACGGUAAUGAUCCUCGAUGAUGACCAUAGCGGUGUCUUCGGAUUCCCGGAACGCGACGUAGAGAUAGUGGAGAGUGUUGGUCAAUAUUCCCUCAGGGUAGUUCGCUAUAGUGGGGCUCGGGGUCGCGUUACAAUACCAUAUCACACCGAAGAAGGUACAGCAAAACCGGGGAAGCAAUACGUCGACCUGACGGGGGCCAUAACCUUUGAGGACAACCAAACAGAGAAGUUUAUAACAUUGACAAUAAUUGAGGAGGACUCCUAUGAAAAAGAUGCUCUAUUCUACGUUGAACUUGGGGAACCGCAGCUGCAAGGAGUUACAGCUGAUGCGGAGAUGGCAGUUAUCGCUAAACACAAACCACCCGAAGGAAGAACCGAUGAAGAAAAAAUUACUCUGCUUGGGCGUCCUCGUCUGGGAGAGGUCUCACGUGCUCAGGUGCGAAUCAAGGAAUCUAAGGAAUUCAAGAACACAGUUGACAAACUAGUUCAGAGAGCCAAUGCCUCAAUUUUACUUGGGACGAGUUCAUGGAAGGAGCAGUUCACGGAGGCCUUGACCGUCAGUGGCGAUGGACGGGGAGACAAUGAGAAUAGCGACGGGAGCCCGAGCCAAGCCGCAUCCCCAAGCACCAUGGACUACUUUAUGCACUCACUUACCAUAUUCUGGAAAUUUCUCUUCGCCUUUAUCCCGCCCACAGAUAUCGCUGGUGGAUACCUGUGCUUUGUUACAAGCAUAGUUGGCAUCGGUCUGGUGACAGCAAUCAUCGGAGAUGUCGCAUCCUACUUUGGCUGUACCCUAGGCAUAAAGGAUUCAGUCACUGCAGUAGUCUUCGUGGCCCUAGGUACCAGUAUCCCAGAUACCUUUGCCAGCAAAGUGGCUGCCUGCCAGGAUAAAUACGCCGAUGCAAGCGUAGGCAACGUGACUGGAAGCAAUGCAGUGAAUGUCUUCUUAGGAAUAGGUAUCGCUUGGAGCAUCGCGGCAAUCUACCACGCCUGUCAUGGUAGAAGUUUUGAAGUUCAGCCCGGCAAUCUGGCUUUCUCCGUGACACUGUUCUGCACCGAGGCUUGCUUCGUUAUCAUCGUUCUUCUAUUGAGGAGAGCUAAAAACAUCGGUGGUGAACUGGGUGGACCUCUGGUGCCAAAAUACCUUACGUCCAUCUUUUUGUUUUCAUUGUGGAUUUUUUACCUUGUCAUGUCAACUAUGGAAGCCUACGGCGUAAUCAGUGGCUUCUAAACUUCUGGGAAACGGUUUCAUCAAGGAAAACUGCCACCUCUUCAGAAGUGUUGGUUAUAAGAAUCUACGCUCAACGAAGAAGUUCCACGGUUGUGAUCAAUUGCAGAAAGCAGCCAAUUCAUGGUAAAAUACGAAUUUAUGGAUCUUCGCCUUUGGAAUCGUUCCCGGUUCAGAAGAUAUUGUUAUCUAAGUAAAUAAUAAAAAGGGUUGGAAGCAGUUUUCUUUUGCUAAUAAGGGUGUAGCGGUUUAAUUCAUAAGCAGAAUUGUAGAUUAGUCGCAUAAUGAUAAACUGGUGGAUGAGAAAGAAGAAAAUUAGCAAAUGAUCGAAUCUUUGAACUAAAACUUUUUUGGUACGUCGGGAGUUUUUGAUUAAUGUCCUCAAGAAAAUCGGAGACGAAAGUGUAACGGUGGCUGAAUCGAAAAUUCAAAACAGGGUUGUCAAAACUCUUUGAGAUCAUCACGUGAAUGUGACACGCGGGUGGCAGUAACUUUCCACAGCUGUCACAAAAACGACCGAAAUCAAAGUAAAUGAAAACAGAACUAUUUAUUCAUUAUGCAUGAUAUAAAAAUUUCAAAAAUAUUCACCUUUCAACCAACGACAACGAAUUUUCUCUUCCGGCGUACUUUACUGUGUGAUUCGCACAGUUCUUCAUUUUUUGUUAAAAAACUAGCCUCCCAGGUAGUAUAUCCAUGCAACAGUGACGUACCAUUUACUGAGAUCCUGUGUCUUUCGAGAUUACAUCUACAUGUAUCACAUAUGUUCCUUACGAACAAUUCGCGUACUCCAGAAUGUCUGCUAUAAGCAGCGUCAGCAGUAACUUAUUAUUCAUUAACAUUAUAAUUACCUGACUUACAGAUAAGAUGCAUACGAUUUUACGUGUUUUCCGUACCAUUUAUGUAUCUAUUCCAUGAAUAGCACAUAUAUCAUGUAUCAUUCGUGUAUUUGACCCGUAAAUGGAGCAUACGUACCCUUACAUCGAUUCACCAAUGUACUUAUGCUGAACACAUAUUCAAAACGUAUAAGAACUCAGUGAUAAUCGCAUAUUUCAUAAGAAUACGAACAGCAUUGAAUUUUAAUCAACAUGUAUACGUAUAAUAUAUACAGGUAUGCUGUCACAGAAAUUUUUUAAAACUUGUGUUCAAAUUAACGUAUAAAUGUUACUACGUGGGUUUUUAUCGUAGUUUCGAAGAAGCGAGAUGUUUUGACCUCUAUCAAGCUGGCACCGCCACAUAAGAUAUAUGAAGUUGAGAGUAUGAGAGUGCACUGUGAAGAUAUUAUUACAAUAAAAUAAAAACCUUGACGAUUACAAACACGAAAAUGAUCGUUUUUGUUUGAUGUUGCGUAAUUUCAGUUCGAGUAGAGGAGUUUAUGACUUAUAAAAUCUGCUACACCUAUAUUUUGACUUCCCCGCUUGUGCGUCGCUACCCAAUAUCUUGACGCGCGAAUAGAAGUCAAAAAAUCUCUGGAGAUGAUUAACCAUAGUUCAAUCGAAACUUUUGUUGAAUAAAUUGAGUUUAUGAACGGUACACCCAAGAAUUUGGCCUCCCACUUUAUACCUAUUUCUCCGUUUUAAUUUUGCAAUGCGUUGAAUCUUUGAAUUAUACUCCCGAAAUCUUCUGAAAUAUUUUCGAUGUUUUCAAGUUCCAUGCAUUGGAUGUAAAUCAAUUUAGAAUCUUAAAAUUACAUAUACACCAAAUUUCGUGGGGGAUUGAUUCUCUCGUUCUGGUAUUAACAUACAGGUAGACUCGUACCUUAAUUAUAACAUUAGAUAGGUAGGUGUAAUUGUAAAGGGAUGAUGUGUACAAACAUACUUACGGAUAACACUCAUGACGAGAAUGUUCGGAUUGACUAUACAGCCAUAAAAGGUCCAGGAAAAUGCAGGAAACGGUAUCUACGGACGCCCAUAAGACAACGUAUUGCGGAUGAUUUGCACACAAAAUCAGCCGUCGUAUACCGUGCGGAAUAGACUGAUAAGAGAAUUCGUCCAGGCGAUACGGAGCCACCUAACUUAUACUCAGUUGCGGACUAAGAAGGAUUUGCACCCAGGGCGGACGAUGUACACCCCUCCCCCC